Messenger RNA from Zasmidium cellare ATCC 36951, 1161 nucleotides. RefSeq lists its product as uncharacterized. Gene Ontology annotation, biological process: proteolysis. Bases 1 to 1161 code for a protein of 386 amino acids. The record is from RefSeq and is a predicted model, not a curated record. Gene Ontology annotation, molecular function: serine-type peptidase activity. The transcript is spliced from 2 exons. Lineage: Eukaryota; Fungi; Ascomycota; Dothideomycetes; Mycosphaerellales; Mycosphaerellaceae.
AUGCUGCUGGUAGCUGGGCUCGCCGCUGGGCACGGCGCAGACCUCAACGAUGUGCUCAAAACGGCACUCUACAUCGAACCUGGAAAUUUUGAAAGCUUUGCCGAAGCCUUCAAAGACUUAGCGGAUCAGACAAAGGCGAAGGCAGAUGACACACUCCUGCAGUCGGAUGCUGUCAACGCUCGGGACACGUACUUUGCGGCUGCUACCUAUUAUCGUGCUGCCGACUUAUUUCUCCACGGCAACUGCAGCGAUCCGAGGAUCAACGAAUUCUGGGACUUGCAGACCGAUUGUUUUAACAAAGGUAUAUCCGCUUUGCCGGUUCCUGGAGAACGCAUCACUCUGAAAGCGAACGGUUUCAAGAUCCCAGCGAUAUACUACGGUCCAUCGCAGCCGGUUCCAAAUGUAAAGCGUCCAACAUUACUCCUUUGCGAAGGAUAUGACGCCGCCCAGGAGGAGCUACUACACUUCAACGUCUUUUUCCCCCUGAGUCGAGGUUGGAACGCCAUUACAUUCGAGGGGCCUGGACAGCCAACUGUGCGCCGGAACCAAGACAUUGGCUUCAUCCCCGACUGGGAGCGAGUAGUGACUCCGGUCGUUGACUACUUGUACACCCGUUCAGACAUCGACUUCGAAAGGCUCGCUCUUCUAGGUAAUUCUUUCGGUGGUUACCUCACCGCCCGCGCUGCAGCAUUUGAGCCGCGUCUCAAGGCACUCAUCUUAAACGGUGGCAUUUAUGACUCUCAUCAGGCCUUUGUCGGUCAACUCCCAGCGAACUUACAGGCACUCUACGACGCUGGAGACAAGGACCAAUUCGACGACCUCAUCGGCGAGGCUCUGCACAGCGAGAACGCACCCAGCCAAUUCCGGUGGGAUGUAGAGCAAGGACUCUGGGCCUUCAAGAUCCAGGCUUACACGAUUGCCAACAUCACAGAUCGAAUCCGGAUGCCCACCUUCAUCGCCAAUGCAACAGAUGACCAAUUCUUCGCUGGCCAGCCUCAGCUUGUGAAGAAUGCACUCGGCGAUCGAGCAACUUUGUAUUCUUUCGACGGAGCCGCGGGAUACCAUACGCAGGUUGGUGCGUCUGUCGAGUCGAACAGAGUCAUUCAUAUGUGGCUGGACUCCGUGUUCAAUAUGACUUCACAGGCUGUUGCGGUGUAUUGA